Messenger RNA from Populus euphratica (Euphrates poplar), 1727 nucleotides. Its product is annotated as hydroxyproline-rich glycoprotein family protein. NCBI's taxonomy places the organism in Eukaryota, Viridiplantae, Streptophyta, Magnoliopsida, Malpighiales, Salicaceae. The record is from RefSeq and is a predicted model, not a curated record. The coding region runs from base 556 to 1557 and encodes 333 amino acids. The transcript has 2 exons.
UUUGAACACAGAUUUUUGUUCUCUGGAGAACCAAAGAAACCGCAACCCCUAGCACAUAAAGGAGCUGAGCUGUUUUAUCGAAGCCAUGUUUUUUGAUGUCAUUGUUAGCUUCUUGAACUAAGGAGAUUCUGAUUUCUUGGAGAGAAGAGACUUCCUGUGAUUGCUUUUAUUUUGGAAUAUGCAGGGCUAGUUUGUGUCCGAAGUUCCAAACACAUGUCACAUACAAACGGAAGUCGCCUGACUCGGAUAUACGCACUUCCUUCCUGUACGGAACGGGACAGGACAGGAAAAGUGGGGAAGUUCCUGUGUUUCGAGUUUAAUGCAAGGAGGCCAUCCUUAUUUUAUCCAUGAUGGGCAGCCCAUUGAUGGCCUAAGUUGUUGAAUUGGGCCACUUCAAAGAGCUAUUUAGGUCAGAACUUCAACGAGACCAUUAGAGUAUUGAGUAGAGAGAGCAGGUAAGCCUAAUCUACUACUUGAUCAAAAGAAUGGUACAGUUGGCAUGCAAAGUUUAGAUAGGGAACUCGACUAACCCACUUCAUUUAACGAUAUAAAUGCAUGAACAAGGCCAGCUCAAGGUGCAAUGGGCAAGGGAUAAUAGCUUUUUUCUUCAAAAUGGCUGGUUUAGAAGUCAUAGACUCCUCGAGGAAAAAACACAUUAGGCAACCACCAUCAGUGCCAUUUCUCUGGGAAGUAAGGCCCGGAGUAGCAAAAAGAGACUGGAAACCUGAGGUUUCUUCGGUUACCCCAGUUCAACUGCCUCCUGUCAAGCUCAUCGCCUCAGUGCCCUUCAACUGGGAGGAAAAGCCUGGGAAACCUCUAUCAUGUUUCUCACAAUCACCAGAAUCAGCAUUUAUAACCCCACAGGCAAAUCUCCUUGCUUUACCAUGGCAUGUUACGUGCUCUCCAGGUGAUGACAAUCACAAGCAAGAGGUUGGUGAUUCUGGUGAGGAGAAUUUUGGAGAUGAACAAGUAAUGUUUAACUCAGAUCUUGAAUCAUUCAGUUUCGAGACACAUGAAUCGUUUAGUUCAGCACAGUCUCUCUUGGCUAAUUGCAUGGUUUCAUCGGUGGCAAUUUCUACUGCUGUUCCGGUGCAAACAACGUCUCAAACAGAUGAUAGCAAUGGCCAGCAGGAAAGCCCAUCAUCGCCAACUUCUGAAACUGAUAGUAGCACAAGCAGCUAUGCAACUGGCGUAUCAAGUCUUGAGGGGGCUGCUUUCUUGGAAUGUCUCUUUCCAUUAUAUACACCCAAAUCUGGUUUUCUAGGAAAGGCUUCCCAUCCCAGAAAGGAAUCUUUUACUCCGGAGCUAAACAGCAGAGAUCUUGAUUAUGAACGUAAUAGCAGUGUCAUAAUAAGGAGACCACUAACGCUUGGUGAACUGAUAAUGAUGAGCCGAAGGAGGAGUUGUCAGAGAAAAGCUGUUCAAAUGAGAAAACAGAAUCCAUCAAUGAAAUUUAUGGACAAGAAAGCUUUUGGAUGCUGCAUCUUUGGAACUAGCAUCAAUAUGAUUGAAGGACUGCAGAGGAAGAUGCGCCAACCAAGACUGAAACUAAUAUAGGGCAUUUGACACUAUGAACCACCCGAAGUUCAUUUCUUUGAUCAGUCCUUUUCAAAUCGUUCUAGCUUUCCACUUCCAGGCAAAUAUGUAAACAAUUUACAGCAUUCGGAAUGUAACCCAAUCUUGAAAAUUGCCAUAACUCCCAAGAUAUCAAAUUGGAAUUUUCCAUU